AUGUGUCACUUGCUGGAGGCUAGUGUGCGCAAUGGUGUAGGUGCCGUUAGUAUUGAUGGCGACCGUGCGAGCCCUCGUCAACCUCAGCGAGCUUGGAUGGCAGCUAAUUCCCCUCUGCAUGCUCAUGGAUCAAAUACGUGUAAUUUAGCUUCAGAUCCUUUCGACGAAGAUAUGUCAAAAUUCAGCCCAAAUCUGCCCUCUGAUUUGCAGCCGGUUACAAAUGGAACAACUAAUGGGACCAAUUCAGGUUUGAUUAGCAGUGCUAAGACUGAUGAGGAAGAUGAUUCGCGCUCUUUGGGAGGUGCCAGUAGUGCAGGCAUCAGUUGUGGUCCGUCUACGAUUGCUCCUCCUAAAAGGCGUGUUAGAAGAGGGGCAGUUAGUGGUGAGGUUUACACAGAGGAAGAUGCCGCUUCAUACGUAAAAAAGUAA
This is a messenger RNA of Protopolystoma xenopodis, 429 nucleotides long. NCBI's taxonomy places the organism in Eukaryota, Metazoa, Platyhelminthes, Monogenea, Polystomatidea, Polystomatidae. The record is from the annotation of a GenBank genome assembly.